GUUCAUACAAAGUUCCACUGCAGGCAGGCACAUGCUUCUGGCACAGAAACUUCAUGCUUGACGUUUUCCUAUGAUGGUACUGUCCUUGCUAGUCGAGGAGGAGAUGAUACAUUAAAAACAUGGGAUAUCAGGCAAUUUAAAAAACCUAUUAACUCAGUUGAAGGUCUGUCCAGCUUCUUCCCAAUGACAGAUUGCUGUUUCAGCCCAGAUGAUAAGUUAAUUGUCACGGGCACCUCUAUUAAGAAAGGAGGUGGCAAUGGGAAGCUUAUUUUCUUUGAACGGGAGACAUUCCAAAAGGUGUAUGAAAUAGAAGUCACAGAUGCUAGUGUUGUGCGUUGUCUUUGGCAUCCCAAGCUAAACCAGAUCAUGGUUGGUACAGGAAAUGGAUUGGCUAAAGUAUAUUAUGAUCCAGUCAAAAGCCAGAGGGGAGCAAAACUAUGUGUGGUUAAAACAAAACGAAAAGCCAGACAGGCAGAGACUCUUACACAGGAUUACAUUAUAACACCUCAUGCCCUUCCAAUGUUUCGUGAACCGCGGCAACGAAGUACCAGGAAACAGUUGGAAAAGGAUAGGCUGGAUCCCCUGAAAUCUCACAAACCAGAACCUCCAGUAGCAGGACCAGGUCGUGGGGGCCGUGUUGGAACUCAUGGAGGUACAUUGUCAUCAUACAUAGUCAAGAAUAUUGCAUUGGAUAAGACUGAUGAUAGCAACCCCCGAGAGGCCAUUUUACGACAUGCAAAGGAAGCUGAGGAUAACCCCUACUGGGUUGCUCCAGCCUAUUCUAAGACUCAACCAAAAGCAGUUUUUGCAGAAGUGGAAUCAGAGGAAGAUGAAACAGACAAUAAGCCAGAGUGGAAAAAACGUAAAAUAUGAAGAACUUGAUUUGGGGAGGGUGACUGUGGAUUCAAAACAAAGUGGAGAGUUUUUUCAUUAUGCAAUAAAAGUUUGAAUUCUUUACAAACAGAAAUUCUUUUAAUACAUUGCACAGUUUGGAACAAGCCGACAGAAGAUGAUUGUUGCAUUACAGUGGACUAGAAUUGUUGAUCUGCCUUUUGUAAUAAGGAGUUAAUUAUAUUAUGCAAAAAUCUUAUGUCAUUUUCUUAACUUUUGAUUUAUAAAAAAAGUAUUUGUUUGUAAUUUUUAACCAGAAUACAUCUUCAAUGAUUAAUGAGAAAGCAGCAUUUUACUGUAAUAUUCCAUCUGAGGAUUAUAAGUAAGAACAUAAAAACUGGAGUUUUUCAGGCUUCUUUUAUUUAUUCCAAUAACAUCUAUCAAGCUGUGUAAAAAAGUCAUGGUUUCACAUUUUUUAGGAAUAUCAGUUUAGGAUAAUUCUUCAGCAUCAGGUUUGUUUAGCUGGUGUGAUAGUUUUGUAAAACAUCAAAUAUUUUCUAGUAUUUAUGGCUUUUCUGAAAUAUGUUCUUUUGAAUUGUGCAGUAUCUCACAUUACUGGUAAAGAUUUUAUUUUAUAAGCCAUAUGGAGUAAGAAUGUACAAUUCUGUAUAUUUGUCUGAAUUAAAACAUUGUACACUUGUUACUUUU
Chelonoidis abingdonii (Abingdon island giant tortoise) is the source of this 1539-nucleotide messenger RNA. NCBI's taxonomy places the organism in Eukaryota, Metazoa, Chordata, Testudines, Testudinidae. The record is from RefSeq and is a predicted model, not a curated record.